Molecule: messenger RNA, 1706 nt
Organism: Protopterus annectens (West African lungfish)
Lineage: Eukaryota; Metazoa; Chordata; Ceratodontiformes; Protopteridae
Exons: 2
Coding region: 122-880 (252 amino acids)
Source: RefSeq, a predicted model, not a curated record
CACGUCAUGCUUAUUUCCUCCGCAUUGCUCUGUCACUGCUGCAACAAGAACCUUAGCACCCAAGGAGUCAGAUCUUGAAUUCCUGCAAGAAAACUCUUCUAUUACAAAUUUUUAAACAGUUAUGGAAGAAGCCCAUAAAUAUCUGGAAAAAGUGCUGGAAUGUGCAGGCCUCGGGGAAGAUUGUAAUGAAUUUGUGAAAAAAAUUGUUAGGAAGAUGGAAAAUAGCAUGUUUGACUUCAGUUUACCUGAAAUGAGAAAAGGCAGAUCUAAACAAUCUGAACAUAUUAUAAACCAAGGAGUUUUGAAAGUCUAUUACAAUAUUGUGACUACAUUCUUACAAAAAUGCAAUUUUCAUAACCUAUCUACAGUCCAGCAACUUGGAGAAGACCUACAGGUGUGCAAUGAAAUAAAAAAUCCUUUAGUAACUAAAUAUAUUAAAACCAAAAUUCCAGAAGAAUGGUUAAAAAACAAUCCUUCAUUACUUAAAAUUAUUCAAACUAAUAUUAAUGAAAAAUGGAAAGCCGACAUCCCAACAGAUGUUGAAUAUAUGCAGUUAAAUGAAAAAGAGUAUGGAGCAAAGAUUAAAAGUCUUGUAGAUAUGGCCAGCAGUUUUAUGAAAUGCUGGCACGAUGGUAAGCAUGGCGUUCUUAUUCUACAGGGAAACAUACGUGAAGUACUGACACGUCUCACAGAACAACAACUGUACAUAGAUCCUGUGGCUUUGAUCUAUUGGCUGAAAGAGCAUCCUAAUGGAAAGGAUGACAUAGAAAAAGCUCUGUCUGUUGUCAGGGCAAUGUUUACUAGUCUGAAUCCAUGUGGUAAUGAAAAUGUCUUAAUCAACUGGACACAUGAAAUAACAGAUGAAAUAAGCAAACCAUAACUCUGUAACUCUACUUUUUUGUAUCCUGAUAUUUCAUUUUCUUCAUCAAAUCCAUUAUUCUUUAUACAUUUUAAGCAGCACAAACAAGAGUCAUUGUUGCUAUAGUAUCUGUCAUAGCAGCAUAUAUCAGCAAUUUUGUGAGUGUGUGUGUGUGUGUGUGUGUGUGUGUGUACUACAGCCUCAGAUAGCACAAAUUUAUGUUGUCUCCACACACACACAAACAUACACAACUUCCAAGUAUAGUUUUGUCAUUAACUUCAGACAGUGCAGUGUUCUUCAUUCCAUGUAGAACUGACAGCAGUGCCUUCACCAUGCUCUGAUCUCAUGCACAUAUGUUAGUGUUUUCCUGUAAUACUCCAUUUCAGAGUUGGUGAAAGUGUGUGUCUUUUUGAUUCAUGCUGGCAUUAAUUGCAUUCAUCAGCAUAAACAACACGUCAUGCUUCUGAAAGAAGAGGGGCUAAAGCAGCAUUAUUAUGUUAAAUCAGCCUGAUUUAUAAUGUACAGUAUCAUUGCUAUAUUAACAAUAUGUUAUAGUGUUAUUUUCUCAUGCAAUGUAUAAUAUAUACAUAUAAGAUUAUAACAGAUCUGAAGAGCCAACAUACUUAUAGCUUAUUAUUUUAGGUAGUAUGCUAGACACACAAUAUCUUUAGGAAAGACAGCCUCAGUACAGGGUUUAAGUGUAUCUAAUUUCGAUAUUUUAUGUUAUAAAUUGUACUUUUAACCUGUCAUCUGUUUAUUUAUUUACUGAUAUACUGCUGAACGUUUUGAGUUUAGUGUACAGAAAGUGCUUGGCUUGAAUAAAAUAAUGAAGAUGGAGAUUAAUAUA